This is a messenger RNA of Dunckerocampus dactyliophorus (ringed pipefish), 2092 nucleotides long. It is a transcript of the gene pi15a, whose product is annotated as peptidase inhibitor 15a. The transcript has 6 exons. NCBI's taxonomy places the organism in Eukaryota, Metazoa, Chordata, Actinopteri, Syngnathiformes, Syngnathidae. The record is from RefSeq and is a predicted model, not a curated record. The coding region runs from base 194 to 964 and encodes 256 amino acids. Gene Ontology annotation, cellular component: extracellular region.
GAGGGAGGGUGGUCCUCUACCUCCACAUGCACUUCCUGCAUCGUCCACUGGAUAGACUAUAUAAACCCGCAGAGACCACCUUCUCCUGAAGACCUCUUAUAGUUUGCCAAGCUCCAAAAACUGUCGUGCGCGGACAGCUCCAGGCAUCGCUUGCAGAGGAAAGCUCAAUCGGAGACGGGAAGGAUUUGCAAGCAUGCAGCCUCACUUACUCGCGUUCAUACUUCUGUGCACGCACUGCGGAGCAAGUGCACUGGCGGUCGCCGUGGACGCCGCCACCGACGCGCCAUCCCCGGCGUCGCCAGCGGCCAAUUUCACCGGCACCGGCACGGGAGCCGACGCCAGCAGUUCUAAAAGCAGGAGGAAGCGUUACAUUAGCCAGAACGACAUGGUGGCCAUUCUUGAUUACCACAACAAAGUGCGAGGCAAGGUGUUUCCUCCAGCGUCUAACAUGGAAUACAUGGUGUGGGAUGACAGUCUGGCCAAGUCAGCUGAGAACUGGGCCCACGCUUGCCUGUGGGAGCACGGCCCGUCUCACCUCCUCAGGUUUCUGGGUCAGAACCUCUCCGUCAGGACAGGACGGUAUCGGUCCAUUCUGCAGCUGGUGAAGCCAUGGUACGACGAGGUCAAGGAUUACUCCUUUCCUUACCCCCGCGACUGCAACCCCCGAUGCCCCCUCCGAUGCUACGGCCCCAUGUGCACCCAUUACACACAGAUGGUGUGGGCCACCUCCAACAAAGUGGGCUGUGCCGUGCACACGUGCCACAACAUGAACGUUUGGGGUUCCGUGUGGAAGCGGGCGACGUAUUUAGUCUGCAACUACUCGCCAAAGGGCAACUGGAUCGGAGAGGCUCCCUACAAAGUCGGGGUCCCCUGUUCCGCCUGCCCCCCCAGCUACGGGGGCUCGUGCAGCAACAACAUGUGCUUCCCCGCUCUGAAGACAAACUACCUGCACUGGUUCAAAUAAACACAAGCUGCACCCGAGCCACAGUACCACAGAGACACUAUUCUCAUGGAGUAGCGUCCGGAUUUGCACAAGAGGCAUGGACCAGUCAAUUUUUGUAUAUAUGGGCUUAUUUAAAAGACACAAAGCCACAUCUGAAGGCAGCAGACAAUUUUUGACGACGUGUACAUAAUCUGUAAAUGAAUUUUGACCAGAUUUGCUAAUAAUUGUGUAAUUUAUGUGUCCAAUCCUUCCAAAACAUCCACACCAGCAGGGUGCUACGUAGAGUUUACGGCGGCGGCGGAGGCCCGAACGUGACGACAGCUGCUCAUACGUGCUCACUACGGUGCUAUGCGGGCAUCACACCUCCCUGUUGUGUGCUCUGCCUUUUAAGAAUGCUGGAAUCGAACCUUCAAACGGACGCCAGCAGAGCGACGCUACACGCUUCACCCUCGGGCGUCUAUUUUUGUCCCGUGAGGAAUUGCUCGGACAAAAGUGCACUUAACUGUGAAAUUUGAAAUGUAAACCUGACCUGACUACUUCUGUUUUUUUAUUAUUACUUUUUUUAAGCGCAGUUUAAAUCUGCACUUAUUUGGCUUUAACACCGCAAAUGAUUUGUCUAAAGCACAACAAACCUGACCCCUUUUUGUAUUUGCUAAUCAUAUGUGUUAUAUACUGUACUCUUAUGUAUUGAUAUAUUGGAAAAUGUAUUUUUUGCUGUCAUGCAAUUUUGGAGCGAGACACUCAAGUGCACCUUAAUUGUUGUAAAUGUCCAAAAUACCAGAAAAAUCCUUUUGUAUACGUGUACAUAACCAUUAUACUCUGAUAUACCCUUUAAACUAAACUACAAUUAUUGCAUAAGUUAUUCAUUUUUUUAUAUAUUUUAUUAUAUUUUUGUAUUGUUUUGUUAAACAAUAGCGAAACAAUUAUUAGUAUGUGGUUCAUUGGCAACAAAGCACUAGCAAAAUAUCCCGGCAACGCCGACAUUUUUGCAGCGUAAUCAACUGAUAGAAAAAAAGUGGGCAUUGCUGCUAAAAAUAAAAUAAAAUAAAAGCAAAACAGGAAAUGUUCCGCACUGACUGUAUGGAAAUCAACAAGCCAUUUAUGCAAUGUGCUCUCUUGCUAUUGGAAUGUGUAAUAAAAUGGUGUAAA